CUUGAUGGUUUCGUCAUCAAUAUAACCAACGUCUGCAAUAACAACAAUUUUAUCUUCAACUUGUUUCUUUCUCUUCUGUAGCUAACCUCUAAAGUACACCCAAAAUAAAAGUUUGGUUUAUUUUUCUCAAGAAAUUUCUCUCUUUUCUUCUUUUUUCUAUCUUUUUUUUAUGUUCAAUUCUUGAAAGAAAGCUUAAUAUUAAUCCACUUAUGGAUAAAAAUAUACAGUACAAGAAUAAUGAAGGAAAUAAAGUUGAGGAUGGGCUUUUGAGUGGGUUCUCUAUAGUCUCUUCUACUCCUAAUAUAUCUUGGAAAUCUAGAAAGAGAUCAGCUAGCGCGAGGGAAUUAGACAAGGUAAUAGACAACACUCCUAAUGAAACACCCACCAAACAGGAAGAAUCAGCUUCCAAUGAUGAGAACAUGGAGGACACACUUGUGGUUCCGGAGCUUUCCGAGCGGCGAAAGGCUCUCUUUGAACCACUGGAACCUGUAUUGAACAUCAAUGGCCGGAGACCGGCGGCUGAAUCUCUGCUUCCGCCCCCGGAUUUUGAUGCAGCAAGCUAUCCUAAGGGUUGGCUGAUUGGAAAAAAGCGCAAGCUUGUGAAUGUAGAUGUUGUUGAGAGCAUGCGGAGGAUUGCUGUGCAAGAAAUGAACAGAAAGGACCGUGAAAUAGACGGGUUGAAUGAGCAAUUGGAAGAAGAUGCAAGAUGUCUAGAACAUUUACAGCUACAACUUCUUCAAGAACGGAGUAAACGAGCUGAAGUAGAGAGAGGAAAUGCAGUACUUCAAGACCAAGUAAACAUGCUGAUGAACAUGCUCCAACAGAAUGAACAAAUGAGUGAUGAUGGUGCAGGAGACGAACCCUAAAUUAAUAGUCGUUUAGAUUUGUUUUAAUUAUUCUUUUAUUAUAGCUAGGUUUGCUUUAAAAGUUAGAAGAAAUCAUACAUGAAUAUACUAUAUACACUAGUAUUUUUCAUGAUAGUUUGUUUUAGGAGGUGGUACUAUAUAUGUUGUGCGCCUGCUUGCUGUUUGUAAUUGACCCAAAUGUUCUGUAAAUGCUCUUUUAGCAGAUGGUAUAAGGAAAAAGGUGGGGGGAUAAAGACUA
Molecule: messenger RNA, 1104 nt
Organism: Mercurialis annua (annual mercury)
Lineage: Eukaryota; Viridiplantae; Streptophyta; Magnoliopsida; Malpighiales; Euphorbiaceae
Product: protein HEADING DATE REPRESSOR 1
Exons: 3
Coding region: 210-866 (218 amino acids)
Biological process (GO): regulation of flower development
Source: RefSeq, a predicted model, not a curated record